Molecule: messenger RNA, 120 nt
Organism: Acaulospora morrowiae
Lineage: Eukaryota; Fungi; Glomeromycota; Glomeromycetes; Diversisporales; Acaulosporaceae
Source: the annotation of a GenBank genome assembly
UGAUCCGAUCUCUGCGAUAUUUGGAAGAACUACUCAAAGAAAUGACUGUGGCAGCCAAUACUAUCGGAAAUUCAGAACUCGAAAAAAAAUUCGACUCCGCCGCUAAGGUGUUAAGAAGGG